AUGUCUAUGAGCAUGGAAACUGCAGCCAGACUUCCCGCGCGAAGCCUCAAUGGCUGCUGGACUUGUCGAGCUCGUAAGAAGAAAUGUGACGAAAAUCGUCCAUCGUGUGGGCCGUGCAUUUAUUUUGGACUGGAGUGUCACGGGUACGGUCCUAGGCCCGUGUGGAUGGAUAACGGAAGAUUGCAGAAGGAGCAAGCUUCAAAAUUCAAGCAUAUUGUCAGUCAGAGGAAAUCGAAAAAUAGAGGCGAAAGGCCGCCCCGGACAGAUCAACUGUCGCAAGGCCUUAACCGAGGGCUGCAUGCAAGGUCGACCGAAGACGCUACAUCGCACCCGGCUACGUCGCCCACUUCCGUUCGCCCAUUACUUAACGAGCGGAAUGGCGCCUUAGCUCACGAUGAGCUGUUUGAUAUGUUUCUGAGUUCUUUUGUCGACGCGGCAUGGAGUGGCCCGUCUCACGACGACACCCUAACCACAGAACCCCCGUCCUACGCCCAUCCAGAAGCACCUGUCCCUGUACCCGCACUCUUCAAGAAUAUAGAAUCCGGGCCGGAUUCAUCGUCGCCCGGCUCUUCAGAAGGGACACUGUGGAUGCCGCAUAACGAGUUGGGUGUGCGGGAGCCUAAUACUGUGCCGGGUGAUGUCGUGCUCCAAGAAGACAUUAGAUUUGCCACGAAUGGAAGAACCCUUUCCGACGUAGACGAGUUAACCUGGAGCACCUCUCAAAAUACUAACACCUUUCCCAAGGACGCUGUUUUUAACGACUAUAUGGCUUUGAAACCUCCAACUCAAAAGCGCGCCGUGGCGCCUCACUGUCAUGGGCAGUCGAUCCACUGGGCAGUUGCUCCCCGCGAGUCGCCCCAAAGUGGAGGAGCAGAGGAUGCGUUGUUUAUGCACUACCUGGACCGGGUGUUCUAUAUUCAGUUUCCUUUCUACCUCUCCCGUGAUCGGCGGGGAAGAGGGUGGUUGUUCUCCAUCCUCCGGCGAGUCAAGCCAGCGUACUAUGCAACCCUGGCUCUAAGUGAGCGUGAUCUUCUCUCGACGCAUCCCCAAAAUACCGAUAUCCCCAGUAGCCUUGCUCGACUGCGCUCCACCGACGGCUACUACUAUUUGGCCGCCCAAGGCACACAACGUAUCAUAGAAGGCUCGUACUCCUGGAAUGGAUGUAGCCAUCUAGCUCACAAUCUGGAGGGCCUCACAUCGAUCCUCCAGCUUUUGUUCUGGGAGCUUUUCGCGGGUGGUACAAGAAACUGGCAGCCGCUUCUUCGGGCGGCCGCUGGCUUGAUUCCCGAGCUUGUACAGGCACGGAUGUCCCUUGCCGGUGCUGAUGCGAACUAUGCGAACGAUCAGCAAUAUAGGAGGACUCUCUCGCCCGAAGAUGAUUGUGCGACCAACGUGUUGCUUGGUUCCUUUAUAUCAUUUGACAUUAUUUCCUCCGCUUCUACGCGGAGGACUCCUUUCUUGGACAUUGACCACGGACAGGCGCUAAGCAACCUCGGCAUAUCUUUAGAAAGCAUUACGGGAUGCCGGAACGCAAUCAUGGCGCUAAUUUAUGAGAUUUCGGCAUUAGACCGAUGGAAGGAAGAGUCCCAGGCCGCCCACAGGCUAAGCAUAAUCGAUCUAGCGGAGCGUGGGCGCCAAAUCGAGGAGCGUCUUCGGCAGGAACUGGCGGACAUGGAUGAUAUGCCGUUGACAGGGCCAUCGCUAUGGAAUCACUCAGGAAUUCAAACCGCACCCUCUAAUCACGAGAUCAGCAAACUUUUUGCUCUCUCAGCCGUUAUCUACCUCCAUGUUGUUAUUUCGGGUGCACAUCCCGAGCUGCCCGAAAUCGCCGAAGCCGUCUCUCAAACAGUCGUCGUUUUCAAAGGCCUCCGGGAUCGGAGACUGCUGCAAAGUAUACUAGUUUGGCCAUUCUGUAUUUCGGGCUGCUUGGCGGUAGGAGAACAACAGAGUUUCUUUCGUGACCUUUUCUCUGCCGCAGGGAUUAAAGAGUCGACCAUCGGAACGUGUUUCGAGGCGUUUCAGAUCAUGGAGGAAUGUUGGGAGGCCAGAAAGACUCGUUCGUACAAUUGUGACUGGGUGUCCAUCAUGAAGCAACGAGGCCUGCUUCGAAUGGGAUUCUGCGAUGGAUUCUAUCACCUCGAGGUCCGUGUUAAAAACUCGGGCAUAGACUACAACGUCCUAGACCUCGCCGAGUACCAUGCCCGCGUCAAAAGGGCCCCUCUUCCUGGUUGA
Aspergillus tanneri is the source of this 2232-nucleotide messenger RNA. RefSeq names its product Zn(II)2Cys6 transcription factor. The record is from RefSeq and is a predicted model, not a curated record. The coding region runs from base 1 to 2232 and encodes 743 amino acids. Lineage: Eukaryota; Fungi; Ascomycota; Eurotiomycetes; Eurotiales; Aspergillaceae. The transcript is spliced from 4 exons. Gene Ontology annotation, cellular component: nucleus. Gene Ontology annotation, biological process: positive regulation of transcription by RNA polymerase II. Gene Ontology annotation, molecular function: transcription cis-regulatory region binding; DNA-binding transcription factor activity, RNA polymerase II-specific; zinc ion binding.